Molecule: messenger RNA, 2060 nt
Organism: Dentiscutata erythropus
Lineage: Eukaryota; Fungi; Glomeromycota; Glomeromycetes; Diversisporales; Gigasporaceae
Source: the annotation of a GenBank genome assembly
UGUUAGGCAAUGGAAAGUUGAUCAAGUUUCUAAUUGGUUGCAAGAAAAUAGUUUUAGGGAAUAUCAAAAGCUCUUUGCUGAAAAUGAUAUUAAUGGAGAUGUACUUUUAGAACUUGAUCAUGAAAUUUUGAAAGAAUUAAAAAUCAGGUCUAUUGGUGAUCGACUCAGACUCUUGAAUGCUGUAAGGACCUUACUGAAAAUUUGUGCAGGGAAUAAUCUACCUUAUCAUUCCAUAGUUAAAUAUGCUAAGGUUUGUUUCUUAAUUUUUGUUUAUUCCUCAUAUACGUUUCCAAUUUCUCUCUCGAGAUCAAAUUCAAAUGUUCGCUCGCGCACAAGAUCAAAUUCUACUAAUCGUGGAUAUUCUCCAAGUUUACCUUCCCAACAGGAAAUUCUCGUAAUUCCUAUUGAGAGUAUCAAGCAGGCAAUUUUAAGCACUAUUAAAGUUUAUGGUGAAGAAGGCCAAACACGAACUAUUUCACUAAAUAAUAUCGUUGACGCAGAGUCGAUUUUAAAACGUAUUUUACAAAAAUUUAAUAUUAAUGAAGACGUUGAAAAUUAUUCAUUAUUUGCCAAUCUGAGUGAUAUUGGCGAAACACGAAGUUUAAGUGAUGAAGAAAUAGUUGAAAUAUGUAGAAGUUCCGAUAGACCAGAACGUGAAAGGCUCACUUUACGAAAGAAACAUCUUCUAAAAAUGAGUUAUGAGAAUUCAAAAAAACAAAAAAAAGAUUUAGAAAAAUUUUUUGGAGAAAGACCACCAGAUGGUCCACAAGUUGGAGUCUCUAAAAAAAAAUUAAGAGAUUUCUUUGGUCAACGUCCUCCUUCUGAAUUAAUUCAAUUAAAUUUGACGGAAUACUUUCCUGGUCAUAAUAGCGAAGAACUUGAACGUAGUGUUGCUAGAAAUUCCAUUUAUAGAAACUCCAUUUAUAGAAACACGAUUUAUAGAAGAGCAUCAAGAGUUUCUUCGGCCUCUAAACUUUCAAUACAAAAAUCAAAGCGUACAUCUAAAUUAGACGAUGAUAAUAAUAGUAUUAGAUCAAAGCGUACAUCUAAAUUAGACGAUGAUUAUAAUAGUAUUAGAUCAAAACGCACAUCUAAAUUAGACGAUGAUUAUAAUAGUGUUAUGUCAAAACGUACAUCUAAAUUAGACGAUGAUUAUGAUAGUAUUAUAUCAAAACCUACAUCUAAAUUAGACGAUGAUUAUGAUAGUAUUAUAUCAAAACGUACAUCUAAAUUAGACGAUGAUUAUGAUAGUACUAUAUCAAAACGUACAUCUAAAUUAGACGAUGAUUAUAACGAUUAUAACAGUGAUAGAUCAAAACGCACAUCUGAAUUUGACGAUGGUUAUAAUAAUGAUAGAUCAAAUACUGUUACUGUUUCUAAUUAUGGUGAUGAUAGAUUAAGUAUAUUAAUGGAAACUUCAAUAAGUUCCGAUACAACCAUUCAAGAGCAACAGGAGGAAAGUUCCGAUACAACCAUUCAAGAACAACAAGAGGAAGAUGGUGAUUACUUCCAAGAUUUUGAUUAUGAGGACGAAGAAGAUUUGGUAUCUGAUCCAGAAAUAAUAGAUGUCGACCAUUUUUCAAAGAAGUGGAUAAAAGGCAAUUUUAUAGGCAUGGGUUCUUUUGGUAGCGUAUAUCUUGGACUUAAUGCUUUUACUGGAGAAUUAAUGGCUGUUAAGCAAGUGGAAUUACCUACCGAAAAUUCCUCAAAUAAUGAACGUAAGAAAACAAUGUUGGAUGCUCUGCAAAGAGAGAUUACACUCUUAGAAGAGUUGCAGCAUGAGAACAUUGUACAAUAUCUCGGCUCACAGUAUGAAGAAGGAACAUUUAACAUUUUCUUGGAAUAUGUACCUGGCGGAUCAGUAGCCACAAUGCUUAAUAAUUAUGGCCCAUUAGAAGAGCCAUUAAUUCGAUCAUUUGUUAGGCAAAUUUUACAAGGACUGAAUUAUUUGCACGAAAAAGACAUUAUACAUAGAGAUAUUAAAGGCGCUAAUGUUUUGGUGGAUAAUAAAGGAAUAAUCAAAAUAUCGGAUUUUGGAAUUUCGAAAAAAGUUGAAGAUC